Rotaria sp. Silwood2 is the source of this 336-nucleotide messenger RNA. The record is from the annotation of a GenBank genome assembly. Lineage: Eukaryota; Metazoa; Rotifera; Eurotatoria; Philodinida; Philodinidae.
AUGAUAAAUCUUUGGAAACACAAGUUUUCUAUAAUAUGCACAUUUCCAAGAUUCGAUCCGAUGUGUCAAUAUGAAAUGAAUUAUUAUUAUCCAAAUCAAUCAUCUCUAUAUGAUAUUAUUAAUGAAUAUUAUAAUAGCUAUCCAUAUAAUCCAACUACUUUGACAUGCUAUAUUCAUUUACAAUGUAAUCGUGGUCCUUUUUCAUUAUGUAUAAAUUGGAGAGAGAUUUGUGAUGGACGAGUAGAUAGCAUCAAUGGCAAAUUUGAUGAAGAACAUUAUUGGCAACUUGAAAUAAACGAAUGUCAUUCUAACGAAAAUCGAUGUACUAAUGGAUAA